This is a messenger RNA of Salvelinus namaycush (lake trout), 6815 nucleotides long. RefSeq names its product nuclear receptor subfamily 1 group D member 2-like. The record is from RefSeq and is a predicted model, not a curated record. Gene Ontology annotation, biological process: cell differentiation; positive regulation of transcription by RNA polymerase II; negative regulation of transcription by RNA polymerase II. The coding region runs from base 3545 to 5560 and encodes 671 amino acids. The transcript is spliced from 8 exons. Gene Ontology annotation, molecular function: zinc ion binding; nuclear receptor activity; RNA polymerase II cis-regulatory region sequence-specific DNA binding. Lineage: Eukaryota; Metazoa; Chordata; Actinopteri; Salmoniformes; Salmonidae.
AGUACAGAAGAGUCAUCGUACAGAAGUCAUCCAACAAGGGACUUCGUCCAGCGUUUCUCAUCUUGUUACAUAUCUUUAAAUGUACAAAACUAUUCAGGUUGAAUUAGAUGCCGCAUAAAAGUCUAGGACGUUUUGACUGAAAGAAGAGCAGAACUUGUUUUGUUCAGGAUACUGACAUGGGAGUGCAGAUAAUUAUAUUCAUGCUACAAAUAUUUACUACAGAAAUGUAGUUGAGACUAAAAUAAGAAACAGUGUUGAGCUUUAGAUGAUCGACGCUUUUAAUUUGAGUUUGUUACAGUGUAACCACUGUGCUACUAAGGAUAAUAGAAUUUAGCAAUCCUUAAAGUCAAACUGGCGAGUUAUUGACAAGACAUUUAGUCAGCAUAGGUUGCUUUCUCUAAAUAUUCCCUGAAUCGAGGUGCCUGCAGACAUGGGAUCAAUCAAGCCAGGUAAAACCGACUUUAUUAUACGUGCUAUUACAAUGUUACAAUGUAUCUUGUCAUGUAAUUGAAAGUGUCCACCUCUCGCUACAUUGAUCAGUUACUUGUUUGCAAAUGUGUUACUUUGUUACAAAUAUAGUGUUACUGUUGCUGUCUAGAAUCAAUGUGUCGUUCUAAGAAUCUGUUCUAGAAAAAGCUUGUGCAAUCUGAUUUAUCUGUCCACAUUUUAUUUAGUUGUGUGCUUUUUAUAAGUUAUAUAUGGACCACAAUUAGAAACCUUCUAAUAGAUUUUUUUCUGGUCAGCUUAUUGUCAAGCCAUGUAUAUGGGUUAGGAAUGCCACUGCGCUACGGGGUUUUUUGUUUUGACACUACAAUGUUCUGCUUUGCUUCACCUCACAUGGACCAAGCUGCCUAGCCAUGUGCCGAUGCUUCUCGACUCUCACUGCUCAUUGGUCGAGAAGAGGCUGUGACGCAUUCAUUGCAUAAAUCUGUACUGAGUCCAAGCUUGAGGGCCGUAUGCAGGUCCACGUGAGACUGAAGGAUGCGGAUUUGGUGACCUAGAUUUAGUCUCUUAGACAUGACAGCUCCACAUGUGGGUGGGUUUUGGAAGCGAAUAGUCGUAGCUGGUUAGGUAAUCAUGGCCAGGGUUUCGAGACCAUUAACUACAUUUAGGGCUACAUAGUAUAGUAUAAUAUAUUAAUUUAUGUUGAUUUUGUGUCUGAGCCUCCUGUACACCAAGCAACAGGUUAAUUAUUUUCCUAGCUAGGUUUAUUUAGCCCAUAUUUAAGCAUUUGGUUUAAUAAUGUCAACAUUCUUAUGUAAUAACGUGAUUUAACACCAAUGACUACAAGAAUAACUUUGCUUUUGCCAAAAAAAACUAAAAUGCAUAUAUCAUUGUGCCCUGGCAAGCAAAAGAGCAGUAACUGCUCAUUAAUGGAAACUUAGAAAGAUGACCAGCGUUUUUUAAUUGUCGAGCCAAAUGAAUUGUAGUCAGAUUGGAGAUGUUAACUGUUGUCUUUUUUUCAGUUUAUUUUGUAUUCAUAUUGACCCUACCUCUGACGUUAUCUGGCAGUUACUGCCUUCUUGCUUGGUACACCCACUGGAAUGACGAUUUUUUUACAACGCAAACUUGUGUUUGUGGUUGUCAGUGUCAUAUGGUUUGAUACUUGUUUCAACAAACAACAAUAAAUAAUGCCAAGGUAAACCAUAGUAACUACAGCCCAAAGCUUAGUGAUUCAAGUUUUUUUUUUUUAAGCAGUAACUGAGGUGAGCGAUUGCAUUUACUGCUUUUUUCUUCGGUUUCACUAACUUUUACCAGCCACUGCAAACAUAACGUCCCAUUUGAUCUGAAACACAUUUUGUCCACAUGAUAAAUCAUGUAUUUAAUGUAUCAUAAAUGUCAACACAUUUUUGACCAAAUGUCCAGUUACUGCUCUUUUGCUUUGUAGAGGGCAGUAUUAUUCAAUAUAAUAUAUUAUAGAAGAACUGACAAACCCAACCCCAAAAUAAAUGUUACAAAUGAUUACAUUUGUAACAUAAGUGCAUACAAAUGAUUACAGAAACACAUUCGUUUUCACAUUACACUGUAGUGUCAUGUUUUGAUGGUACACCAUUAACCCUCUAUGGGGCAACAAACUACCUUUUGGACCUCACACCACCCCUUGAUUUUUUGGGGAUAAAAUAAAUAUUUAUAGUAUCACCUGACAUGUCUGUGUCCAAUGAAAUGAGGGGCUGAAGUGAGUGUGGCCUUUUGUCUGGGGUGUAGCAGUCCUUUCAGGAAGCAAAGCCGCAUGGGACACAGUGCCACCAAUUGGUAAGAUAAAAUCACUUUUUAACAUGUUUAAAUUGAAAUAACUUAAUAUAAAAAGAAUAUGUGCAUGAGUAUGUAAAGAAGUAUGUUUGAUUGUUUAAAUACUUAUUUUGUUUUUAUUUAUAUACUAAAACAGUUUUUUGGUUUGUUGCCUCAGGGCAACAUUGUGCAGUUAGACCAAUUUUGUUCAGGCAAUAACAUGCUAAAGUGUGGAGAUGUGCUCAGAUGCAUAAUUAUGACCAUAGUCAAUGUUUUUACUUUACUAUCUACUGAUACUUCCAGGAAAUGGACACAACAACAUUUUAUGGGUGGAAGGAACAUCAUCGAGCAGUUAGGGUCAUUCCCUCUGACAGUGAGGACAGUGAGCUUGAGAGUCAGGAAGAGUGGAUCCCCGAAUCAGGUUUGAGAGACAGUUAGGAGGUCAGGGGUCAGUUAGGGGUCAGUCAGCAAAGUAAUGUGUGUGUGUGUGUGUGUGUGUGUGUGUGUGUGUGUGUGUGUGUGUGUGUGUGUGUGUGUGUGUGUGUGUGUGUGUGUGUGUGUGUGUGUGUGUGUGUGUGUGUGUUUGCAUGCGUGUCAGUGGAUGAAGAAGGGUAUAUGACACAUUCAAAUGUGUGCUUCCUGCUUUCUUUUUUCAAGGAGAAUGCCUGUCUGUUGACAAUGAGACCGAGUCUGAGGAUGAAGAUGUAGCAGAGGUUGAUGUUCCACGCCAACCCUGGUGGAGAACACCCCACAAUGCAUACUUCAAUGCUUACCCAGAAUGGCAGGACCUGCUUUCAAGAUCUGAUGAUAUCAUGUGCCCCCUCCAGUACUUCAUGCAGUUUUUCUCUGAAGACAUUCUGGAAGUUAUUGUAGGGCAGUCAAAUCUAUAUGCGGUACAAUGUAAAGCAAACAAGCCCCUUAACCUCACAACAAAAGAAUUGGAGCAGUUCCUGGGUAUUAUGGUGUACAUGUCGUUGUUUGGUUUACCAGGAACCCGCAUGUUUUGGAACAAAGCCUGCCGAGUGUCCCAAGUAGCUGUCACCAUGAUACUAAAUAGAUGGGAGGCCAUCAAAAAAUCCCUGAGGUUGACAGGUGGGAUCUCAAGCAAAAGAUGAUCACCUAAGUCCCCUGCCCUGCUAUGGUCAAAGAAUACAACAAGAAUAUGGGUGGGGUGGAUCUGCUUGACUCACUGAUUGCACUGUACCGGAACAAAAUCCGAUCAAGGAGGUGGUACCACAGGCUGGUGUUCCACUUCCUGGAUAUGAUCAUCGUGACCACCUGGCUGCUCAACUGAAGAGAUUGUAAGGGCACUGGCAUGAGAAAGAAGGAACAAAUGAAGCUGUAUACCUUCAAGUUAUACAUCGAUGAAGGCCUAUGCAAAAGUGGAAAGAGUCUGGAGCGCAAGAAAGGUCGUCCCAGUUCCACUAUUGCUGGUGAGUAUGAGGAGAAGAGGAGGAAAGGACCCGCUGCUCCAAUUCCAGUCCCUGAUGUGCACCUGGAUGCCACAGCCCACCAGAUGAUUAUGGCUGAAAAGAAGGGGAGAUGCAAGGUACCAGGGUGCACAGGUGGUGUAAUAACUUACAUCUCUUCUGGCUCCGCCUCCAGCCCGGAGUCCUGUUUGAGUGACAGCUGCAGCAGCUACCUGUGCUCCUCUCCGCCUCAUCCCUCACUGCCAAACCGGGCAGUAGGAAUCAUGGUGGACAUCGCCCGCGCUACAACAGCCAAGCACCCACGUAGCCACGGCACAGAGAAGACUGGGCGAUCUACCUCCGCCAAGAGCAGCAUCACCAAGAUCAACGGCAUGGUGUUGCUGUGUAAGGUGUGCGGCGACGUGGCCUCAGGUUUCCACUAUGGCGUCCACGCCUGCGAGGGCUGUAAGGGUUUCUUCAGGAGGAGCAUCCAGCAUAGCAUCCGGUAUAAGAAGUGCCUGAAGAUGGAGAACUGCACCGUCAUAAGGAUCAACAGGAACCGCUGUCAGCAGUGCCGCUUCAAGAAGUGUCUGGCUGUGGGCAUGUCUAGAGACUCUGUUAGGUUUGGCCGCAUCCCGAAGAGAGAGAAGCAGCGCAUGCUGCUGGAGAUGCAGAACGCCAUGAACAACAUGGUGAUGAACAACAACAGCCAGCUCCACAGUAUGCUCCACGGCACCCAGAGUCCACCCUGCCCCAUGGAAGGGCUCCCCAAUGACGGCAGCUCCUCUUCCUCUGCCUCUUCUUCCUCAUCUAUCUCGUCUUCAUCAGACUCCAACCCUUCCUCACCCCGUUCCGUUCAAGACUCCAUGGAGACCAGCUCUAGCUCCGCCUCUUCCUAUUCGUCGGAUAGCGGUGAUGACGAGGUUCCUCCUUCCAGGGUGUGUCAUCGGGGCACAUUCACGUACCGCCUUGAGCAGCAACACCCCAUCAAAGAGGAAGUGGAGGAUUCGCCUUCGCAGGUCGCCGGGGAAACUGUAAAAGAUAGGAGAGACAGCCGCAUGGAGGAACUGCAGGAGAGCCGGAACCGCUGCAACGAAGACACCAGGGGUUGCCAGCCUAGUUGCAGUCAUCAACACGUCACCAACGUUCCCUACCGGGAAGAGAGAGUUGUUUACCAGCAGCAGCCUGCGCAGCUAAACGGCGCCCCCAGUGGUGGCAUGCCAGAAGCCUCCUACAGCCUCCAUCACAGGAGCCACAACACAAUGCACAACGUACAGACCGUCUCCAAUGGUUACAGUGGACCAUCAUACAGCCUACAGGACCACAAGACAAACUUGGUCAUUCCUGGUCUCUAUGUGGACCCCAGUCAGCGCAGCCAGGAGAUCUGGGAGGAAUUCUCCCUGAGUUUCAUCCCGGCCGUGCGCGAGGUUGUGGGGUUUGCCAAGAGGAUCCCGGGCUUCCGAGACCUCCCCGAGUACGACCAAGUCAGCCUGCUCAAAAACGGAACGUUUGAGGUGCUUAUGGUGCGCUUUGCUUCAUUGUUCGACGUGUCUGAGCGCACCGUGACCUUCCUGACGGGGAAGUGUUACAGCUUGGAGCUGCUACGCUCGCUGCGGGCCGGGGAGCUGCUCACCUCCAUGUGUGACUUCAGCGAGAAGCUGGCCGCUCUGCAGCUGGACAAGGAUGAGAUGAGCCUCUUCAUUGCCGUCGUCCUUGUCUCCGCCGAUCGUUCGGGGAUCCAGGACUUGAAGUCAGUGGAGGCGCUGCAGGACACGCUGAUCAGAGCUCUGCGGAGUCUGAUCAUGAAGAACCACGCCAAGGAGACUACCACCUUCACCAAGCUGCUGCUGAAGCUGCCUGAGCUGCGCUCCCUCAACAACAUACACUCUGAAGAACUGCUGGCCUUCAAAGUGCACUCGUAAUGGGGCACUCACAAAAGGGCUCAUCUGACUCCUAAUACCCUCCUUCCACACUUUGAAACCAGGACUGGCCUCCUCUGUCACUCCUAUACCAGGAACAAGGGGAGAACUUAAGGACCUACCGUUUGCAGUCAACCAACUCAGUGUAUUUCUACAGAAUGUAUUGAGAAGUUCUUCUUUUGGACUAUGUUGAUAGGGACAAAGGUCAGAGAAGAGACGAUACUGUACUCUAGUCAUAUGAGAAGGCUUGAGAACUGAGCUAUUGCCCGCACACACGAGUGUGUGUGUGUGUGUGUGUGUGUGUGUGUGUGUGUGUGUGUGUGUGUGUGUGUGUGUGUGUGUGUGUGUGUGUGUGUGUGUGUGUGUGUGUGUGUGUGUGUGUGUGUGUGUGUGUGUGUGUGUUUGGGGGGGGGUUGUUGUUUUACCAAGUUAGAGGCACCUUUCUAUUUUUAAAGAAAAAGGUAAAGAAAUGCUAUACCGGCUUUUUGAAAUGAUGAAGUGCAGAACUACUUGGUUUUGUUUGGUAAAUUCAAUGAAUUCCAAAGUGGUUGUCCACGAGCAGUGUGAAUGUGAUGAUUAUGCUAUCUAUUUCAUUCGACGCGCAAUAUCAAAUGGUCACUGUUUUCGACCCAAUAUGUUUGAAAAAAUCCCUCAAGACUCAAUGUAAGCAUCUAUCUAUCAAAAAGAAUGCUUGAUGAAUCUGAUAAUUGCUGCAAUUGCAUGGCUAUCCUUAAGUGAACAACUUGACAUUGUCGCUCCCAAGAGUCAUUUCUUUACUUUUGAAUUGUUCAACUGCAUUGUCAUCUUUACUGUCCUUUGUGUAGGGUAUUUAAUUUGUCUGAAUAUUUAAUUUUUGCAUGACUUUGUUAGCUGCUACUACCACGCCUCCUUCUGGGGAGUUUUUCAGCAACACAACUUUGCACAUUGUGUUGUGGACUGUCAACCUCCAAAAUCACACAUGUCAGCACAGACCCACAUCAUGUGUGCAUGAUGUGAACACGAUGAUACUGAAGUGUUCCUGAACUGAUUCCCCACCUUCCCCACAGUGAGGAGUUACUGGGUGGUUUUGACUUUACCUCCUGGCAUUUCAGCACAGCACUGACUUUAAAACUGAUAUUGUUUCCCAUCUGUUGUUUUUUUUGUUGAAUGUCUGUAUUUGUCUCCUUUUACUGACAAGAUUGCAGUUUGUAAAUAAUAGUUAUGCUAUAGCUAUCAUAUAAAUAUAUAUAAAUAGUAUAAAUAAAUACAAGUGAAGUUA